Messenger RNA from Aedes aegypti (yellow fever mosquito), 534 nucleotides. RefSeq names its product lipid storage droplets surface-binding protein 2. Gene Ontology annotation, biological process: lipid storage; positive regulation of triglyceride storage. The transcript has 3 exons. Bases 1 to 534 code for a protein of 177 amino acids. The record is from RefSeq and is a predicted model, not a curated record. Gene Ontology annotation, cellular component: cytosol; lipid droplet. NCBI's taxonomy places the organism in Eukaryota, Metazoa, Arthropoda, Insecta, Diptera, Culicidae.
AUGUCAAACUACAAUCCCCUUCGGAACCGUGCCAGUAUCUCCGCCCCGCUGGUGCAUAAGUUCGACGGCCUGCUCCAGCUGGUCAAGGGCAUCGACCGCCUCGAGGUGAGCGUACCGAUCAUCAAGGAACAACCGCAGGAGAUCCACAACCAGGCAAAGUCUAAGGUCAAACCCUACACCGAGAAGAAAGCCAACGAAGUACUGGCUUCCCAGUACAGAAGGAUCGCCGUGAACGGCGUGGACACCACCGCUCAGCUGGUCGAGCGUCUUCUGGACUACUACUUCCCGAAGUGCGAAGGCGACGAUGAAGAUAACGCUCUCAUCUCGGUUAAGGAAGAUCCACCCUGCACACCGUUCAGACGCCUCUCCAACAAAGUUGCCCGCCGCGUCUACCGCACCGUGUCCAAGCAGGUGAAAACCCUCCGCAAGGAAGAUGUCAAGGAAUACGUCGUCACGUUGAUUGCCGUCCUCCGCCUGACCCAGUACCUCAACUUCCUGAACGACAAACGGCAACACCAGGCCGGGGAAGAUUAG